AUGACGGUCUCACCGCCAGCGUCGCCAACGGGGGCCACCCCGCGGCCCAUCAGCACGGUGAUGCGCACGCCGCGCAGCAGUAGUCGAUUGAGCAUGAGCAGCAGGCAAGGUGGAAGUCGGGCAUCAGAUGAGGAUGGCAAGACUGCCGUCAAAGUCGCUGUCCGAGUGCGACCGCCUCUCAAGCCCACCGAUCCCGGAUAUGAAUUGAUUCCCCAGAGAUUCCAGCGCUCCAUGGUGCACGUCACGGCUCCGACGAGCUUGGCGGUGGAUGUGCCGCAGGGCCGAAAGCUCUUUGUUUUCGAUCGUGUUUUCCCAGAGACGGUGGACCAGGAUGGCGUUUGGGAAUACUUGAAUGAUAGCGUGAACUCUUUCGUUCAGGGAUACAAUGUUUCCCUGCUAGCAUACGGCCAAUCCGGAGCAGGAAAAUCAUACACAAUGGGCACCUCGGGUCCCAAUGAACAGAGCAAUGCAGAGGCAAUGGGUAUUAUCCCCCGUGCUGCACAGGCCUUGUUUGAAAAGCUUGACGGACCGUCCAAACACACUCGCAAUAGCUCCAGCUCCACUGGACUUCGAACUCCGCAACGGUACUCAAUGAGCUCGGCCUCGAGCUUUGGAAAGGUCAAUGUUGAGAAGAACUGGCAGUUGAAGGCAACUUAUGUCGAGAUCUACAACGAACAUCUCCGCGAUUUACUCCUUCCCGACUCUACUCCCACCAGCGAUCGCAGCACUGUGACUAUUCGCGAAGAUGCCAAGGGGCGCAUCAUCCUCACCGGUCUGCACCAAGUCACCAUCAACUCAUUCGAUGAUUUGAUUGGCGCUCUGAAUUUCGGCUCGGCCAUCCGCCAAACCGAUUCCACUGCUAUCAACGCCAAAUCGUCACGAUCGCACGCCGUUUUUAGCUUGAACCUCGUUCAACGAAAAUCUGGGGGCAACCAAGCGGCCGCUUCGCCGAAGGAAAAGCGCAUGUCGAUGCCCGUCGAUUCGUUCUCUGGUGGGGGCGACUCGAUUACCGUCGACAGCAAACUGCACUUCGUGGAUCUGGCGGGUAGCGAACGUCUGAAGAAUACCGGCGCCUCUGGGGAGCGUGCUAAGGAGGGAAUUUCGAUCAACGCAGGACUUGCGGCUCUCGGAAAAGUCAUUUCGCAACUUUCUUCGCGCCAGUCGGGCUCGCACGUAUCAUAUCGUGACUCCAAACUCACCCGUCUUCUCCAGGACUCUUUGGGCGGCAAUGCCUUCACCUAUAUGAUUGCUUGCGUUACCCCUGCCGAAUUUCAUCUGAGCGAAACCCUCAACACAGUCCAAUAUGCGCAGCGCGCUCGGGCUAUCCAGAGCAAGCCCCGAAUUCAGCAGGUCGCCGAGGAGGGAGACAAGCAUGCGCUGAUUGAGCGCCUCAAGGCUGAGGUCGCUUUUCUUCGACAACAGAUCCGCAAUUCCGAAGGAUCUGAACGCAGGGACGCAUCGUCAACAGAGCGCAGUGAACGCAAGAAUGAGCGGGAAAUCCAGCUGCAGAACCAAUUACUGGAUGUUCAGGAGAGCUACAAUGCCUUGAGUCAGCGCCAUACCAAUCUCAUUUCGCAUCUGGCCAAUGACUCGGAAAAGGCCAAUGGAGAGCCAGAUGAAAUGGCCUCGGAUAUCGGGGAGACCUCUGUGGAGCGAAUGCAGCGCUCGCGCUCAUUCGCUGAAUCCGUGGAGCAAGUUGUUCUCGAAUAUGAGAAGACCAUUCAAGCUCUGGAGUCUUCUUUGUCUGAUACCCGAUCCUCUUUGGCAACCACGGAGAGUACUUUGCUUGAGCGAGAGACCAAGUGCACUUACGUUGAGACGGUAAACGCUCAACUGCAAUCCCGUAUUCAGAAGUUCUUGGACCGGGAGGCUAGCACUGAAAGCUACCUCCAUGAACUGGAAUCCAAGCUUGACGGCGCUUCUACUGGAGAAGAGAAGCAUGCGGCCAUCGUGGCUGAGUUGCGCAAGGAGAUCAGCCGGGCCCGGGAGAAUGAGGCCGGCUGUGAGGAAUACAUUUCCACGUUGGAAGAUCGCCUUGCUGAGGCAGACCAGGAUAUGGAGCUGAUGCAGCGCGAGGUCAUUCGCCUGGAGCAUGUCAUCCAGCGCCAGAGAGGCCUUGGUCAAUUAGACCAUCUACUUCAGGACCUCGACUCUCGUCACCACCAGGGUGGGCAGCACAACAAUGGCACCAAUGGUGUCGAUUCUUCCUAUGCCCCCACUCCCACGAAGUCCAAUCAAUUCCAUCGGCAUACUCCGUCCUUGGAUGUUCUCAACGAGGCUGCUGAGACUGCCAUCCCUGAAUCCGACGAAGAUUUCGCCGAGCCCAUUCCAGAGGUCGACGAGGACUCUGCUGCAGAACCUGAGCAGCCUGCUGAGUCUGCGGAUGAUCUGAAAGUCCUCGAAAGUGUCACUAGCAAAUUGGACGCACGUCGCAACGAUGCUCUGCGCGAGGAGCCUGUCUCUAGUCCUGCCCAAUCUCAGUUUGUUGCCGACAAGCUGGAAACUGUUACACAGGAGCUCUUCGACCUACGUCUCACCCAUGAGAGUACCAUCACCGACUAUGAGCUGCUCGAGUCCAAGUAUGAAGAUGCGAUGAAGGCCCUGGCUGCGCUCCGCCAGGACAAACUUGACGAAGCCCGUCACCCGGCCCCGAGUGUUCAAAAUGAGACUUCUCGGCCGGUUUCUUUUUUAGAGGAUGGCGCCGCUCCGACCUCGAAGUCUGGAGCACAACACUCAUUCUCGCAAUCGCUCUCCUCGGAAUUGUCAUCGGCCGAGGGCUCGGCUGUAUUGCGCGACUCAUCUAACGGGUCUAAGCUUGAGAAUCCCGAGACUCCAGUCACUCCCAUGGCAGCAUCUACCAUUGCACCAUCGGACGCUGAAGAUAUUGAGCGCAUGCGCAAGGUCCUUGCUGAGCACCAGGAAGGGGCGGACCUGAUGACCCAGAAGUAUGCUGAACUUCAAACUGAGCACGAGGAGAUUCUUGCGCUUGUUGAGAAGCUCAAGGCCGAGGCCGAGGCGCAGCGAGCCAAGACAAGCUCUCCCACCACACCUGGCUUCAAGAUGAUCCGCCGCAUGACCAGCCAGAACCUUCUGUCCGGCGUAGACCGCGCUCACCGUUCUCUUAGCUCGCUUCGAACCCUUGCCAACGAGGAGUUUUCUAGCAAGCCUGAAACCCUACAAAAUUUCGAAGUCCACUUGGAUGCUACCAUGCACGAGCUGGCUACCCGCAUGGAGCGGCUCCAGUCCCUGGAAGCCGAGAACCAAAGUGUCAAGAAGGAGAUGGAGAUGAAGUCCACAAUAAUUUCCGGUCUUACGCGGGAGCGCUCCAGUUUGCAGGGUGGUGGUUCUUCUGUCGACAUGGGUCUAGUGGGCCAGCUCCGUGACCAGAUUGUUGCCCAGGAGAACCAAAUCAAUGACCUCCGACAGGCCCAUGAGGCUCGCGAAAAGCAACUGUUGGCCGAGAUGGAGACUCUAACUGGUCUUCUGAAAAGUCAGGAGGUUGCCACCAAGGCCAUGGAUGCUGGUGCUGAGGAACAGGACAAGAGAAUUGGUGCACUGGAGGGUGAGCUUACUGAGUGGAAAGGCAAGCACCAGAACGCUCUCCAAUCUCUUGAAUCCUCUGAGAAACAACUCGCUACUACUCUCGCCGAGCUUGAAACUGCGCUUGCCUCCGUGGAGACGAUGCGUUCCGAGCGUACUGUCCCUGACGGUGCGGCUGAUAAGGAUGCCACUGCACAGGCUCUGGAAGCCGAGCGAGCCAAACAGCAGGAGCUUGUGGAAGGUCUCAAGAAGGACAUCGACGAGCACAAGUCCACCAUCGCCACCCAGCUUGCAACUAUUGCCGAACUCGAAAAGUCGCAUGCUUCUGCUCAGGAUCAGCUAUCUGUAGCCAAGGGAGCUGACGGCGGCCUAGCCGACGUUCAGGAAGCACGGAUUACCGAGCUUGAGAAAGAGAUUUCUGGGCAUAAGUCCGUUAUCGAAUCUCACAGGUCUGACCUGGAAUCUCUGCAGUAUUCUCACAAGAAGGAACUGGCUGAACUCGAAGAGCGAACCAAAGCCGCGGUACUGGCCGAGCACGAGUUCCGCAUCGCUGAGAAAGAUGCCGAGCAUGAUAAGUCCAUGGAAGCCUUGCAGAAAGACAUUGCCGACUCGCGCGAUGAGCUAGUUAAACUCAUCAAAUCUGUCUCGAGCCUACUCAACUCGGACGUCACGGCCGAGACUAUGGCCGAUCAGAUCCAAGAUGUUCUUGCCCAGAAGCAGCAUUUCUCUGACAAGUAUGCUGAGUUGAUGGACACCAACGAGGAUCUUCGCAAACAGAUCGACGGUGUGAACAUUGAGGAGAUGACGAAGAAGAGCUCCGCCCAGGAUGCCAAGGUUAAUGAGCUGGCUCUCUUGGUUGCCACACUGGAGGAUACUCUUCGCCAGAAGGAUGAACAGGUCAAGAAGAAGGAGGCAUUGGUCGAAGAGAUCACGGCUGAAAAGGAAAAGAGUGUGCGCCUGGUGGAAGAACUUGAGGAGCAGAUUACCAACAGCUUCGACCAGCACCACAACCGCUUGUCUGUCAUCCAACAAGAACGCGACCAGGCCCUGGAGGAUGCCAAGACCCGGAUUGUUGUUCUCGAAAAAGAAAUCGAGACCUACCAAGUCCGCAUUGAACAGCUGGAGCUCCAAGUCAAGAACAGCGGCACUCAAGAUGGCUCUCAUGACCGCAAGCUCAUCUGCCGCAUCUCUCCCUUCCCCUCCUCCUCCGGCUAUUCCUCUCCCCCUCUCCCCACUAUUGCUUCUCAGAGCAAUGGCAGCGUGUCUCCUCCAAGCUCCCGCCAUGCCAGUAAGGAGCUCGUGAACGCCCAGCUCGUCGAGGACCAAGAAGCUCGCAUUCGAACCAUCGAGAAGCAUCUCUAUGCGGAGAAACAGCUGACUGCUACCCUCGAAGAGGCCCUUGGCGACCUCGAAGCCCAAAGCAGCAAGGUGAAGUCCGACUGCGAGGGUUGGAAGAAAAAGGCCUGGGGUCUCGAAGAUGAAUUGGCCACUCUUCGCAAGGAGCGCAAUUCCGCCCGUCUUUCACUCCAGGCUGUCGAGGAAGAGCGCAGUGCUCGAAAGGAGGCCGAGGCUGCGCGUGCCCAGUUGGAGGAGCGAAUGAACGCACUCAACAAGAAAAAGAAGAAGAGCACGCUGAACUGCUUCUAA
Messenger RNA from Penicillium argentinense, 5187 nucleotides. RefSeq lists its product as uncharacterized. The record is from RefSeq and is a predicted model, not a curated record. Lineage: Eukaryota; Fungi; Ascomycota; Eurotiomycetes; Eurotiales; Aspergillaceae. The transcript has 5 exons. Gene Ontology annotation, biological process: microtubule-based movement; mitotic spindle organization. Gene Ontology annotation, molecular function: microtubule binding; microtubule motor activity; ATP binding. Bases 1 to 5187 code for a protein of 1728 amino acids.